Apus apus (common swift) is the source of this 3083-nucleotide messenger RNA. RefSeq names its product synaptotagmin 14 (gene SYT14). The transcript is spliced from 6 exons. The coding region runs from base 234 to 2627 and encodes 797 amino acids. NCBI's taxonomy places the organism in Eukaryota, Metazoa, Chordata, Aves, Apodiformes, Apodidae. The record is from RefSeq and is a predicted model, not a curated record.
AAGACUAUGAUUUUGCUGGUUUCAUAUCAAGAUAUUUACUUAGCUGCUUUCUUACUAUUUUCAAUGCGUAUUGAAUGGAAGAGCAAAGCUGCAGCUUCUGUGGGUUAAGUGUGCUGAGUUUGAGGCAGCAAAAGCAAACAGGUCUGAAAUUGAACUUGGAGCAACAGAGCUGAUAUGUUUGCGAAGCGCAGGAUAGUUCCAUAUUAAAGGUUGUCACUGGAUAGGCUGGACAAAUGGCGUUUUUCAGAAACCUCCAACAAAAUCUGAGCCUUCCCUCUGUGUCGUCUUUGGUUGACACACUUAGCAGUGCUGUGGAUGAGCUGACCAGUGUUGUUGGAGAAGUCGGCUACAAUGUAGCUGAUACAGUAACAGAACAAGUAACUAGCAUGAUAAAUGGCCUUCGUGCAGAAGAUGAUAGCUCCAAAAUACAGAGUGAUAAUCCUGUGCAAGGGAGAGAGGAACAUACAACAUCAUUAACUCAUUCUCAGGAAAUUAGUAUGGAAGCAAAGAGAGGUAUUGCAGAACAUAAGGAGACUCAUUCUAAUUCAUUAGAUUUUGUAAGAAAAGAUACAAGUCAAGAUGGAGCACCUGACCGUGUUGUGGACAAAAAGCAGCACCAGUUAAAAGGCAGAGGGAGUAAUAAUAAUUUAAGUCAUACAGAAGUACCUCAGGAUUUGAAGAAUGUAGGAGGACAUUUUCAAAGGGAAGCAGUAGGAAGAAAUGAGUGUUUUGUAAAUUAUGAGUUCUUGAGGGGUAGUAACCUGAAAAGUAGUAAAUUUACAAUGGAGCAAUCUGUUGAAGAACAAGAUAAUUCCCUAUAUGCAGUAUCAGAUAAUUCUAAGAAUCGCUUGCAUAGAAAAAUUAAACCACAGUCACCUGGAGUUGAUUUUGAGAAUUCUCGAGAAGUGCACAGUAUGAAGGUUCCCCAAGAUUUAGAAACAAAACUUGAAAUACAGAAACAAAGAUUAUCAGACUCCAGCUUGAAGAAGACACACGACCAUCACAAUUGUAUUAAUGAAGGCAAAGAAAAGAAAUCUAAAGCCUUUUUUGACAGAAAAGGAAAAUCUCUGUCAAAGGGUGAAGACAAUGUGUCAACCACAAUUGCAAAAGUAGGUAAAAGGAAAAACUCAAAGGAAUCAGAAAAGAAUUCAAGAGAACUAUGUAAUAAGAAGACAGCAGGAAAAGACAACUCAUAUAUGAAUAAAGACCAGCAUGGUUCAUCAUCUGAGAGUGAAGAUGAAGCAUUGGGUAAAUAUCAUGAGGCCUUGUCUAGAACCCAGAGUUCAAGGCUGCCAGUGGUGGAUGGCAGACAGCAAAAAAACUAUGUGUGGGAAACCAGACAAAAAUAUAGUCCCCUGUCUGCAGAAUAUGAUGGAUACAGUAGUGAAGCCUCAAUAGAUGAAGCAAACUGCAUUCAGAGGAUGAGAAGAACACCUCCACUAGACGAACUGCAGCCGCCUCCAUACCAUGAUGAUAGUGGUUCUCCUCAUCUUUCAUGUACACCUUCUGAAGUCGGAGACAGUAAAUGUGAAUAUUCCCAGUGUAGCAACAGCCCAAGAUGUUCAUAUAAGUGCCCAAGUGAGGGAAGCACGGGACAUGAAAUAGAAAGCUUUCAUAACAAAGGAUACGAAGAGGAUGUACCAAGUGACAGCACAGCUGUCCUUAGUCCAGAGGAUAUGUCAGCUCGAGGAUCAUCUUCACAGCUUCCUAAACCUUUUGAUCCUGAGCCAGUAGCUAAAUAUGGCACACUGGAUGUGACUUUUGACUAUGACUCACAGGAACAGAAGCUUUUGGUGACAGUGACAGCUGUCACAGACAUUCCCACAUACAGCAGGACAGGUGGAAGCUCAUGGCAAGUACACCUAGUUCUUCUUCCUAUAAAGAAGCAGAAAGCAAAAACCAGCAUCCAGCGGGGACCGUGCCCUGUCUUCACAGAGACAUUCAAAUUUAAUCACGUUGAGUCUGAGAUGAUUGGGAAUUAUGCAGUUCGCUUUAGACUGUACAGCAUACGUCGUAUGAAAAAAGAGAGGAUUGUGGGAGAAAAGAUUUUUUACUUAACAAAAUUGAACCUUCAAGGGAAGAUGUCAGUGCCAGUGAUACUGGAACCUUCUUACAGUCUGUCUGGUUGUGACUCUCAAAUGAGCACGUCAGAAGUGUCCUGCAGUGGAAGUACCUCCUCUUGUCAGUCUCUGGUACAUGGCUCAGCUCCAGAAAUCCUCAUUGGCCUCCUUUAUAACGCUACGACUGGAAGAUUAUCAGCAGAAGUGAUAAAAGGCAGCCACUUCAAAAAUUUGGCAGCAAACAGACCACCCAAUACAUAUGUUAAGUUAACACUGCUGAACUCGAUGGGGCAAGAGAUGUCCAAAUGCAAAACUUCGGUCCGCCGAGGACAGCCAAAUCCAGUAUACAAAGAAACCUUCGUUUUCCAAGUGGCACUGUUUCAGCUCUCAGAUGUGACACUCAUAUUAUCUGUAUAUAAUAAGCGCAGCAUGAAACGAAAAGAGAUGAUAGGGUGGAUUUCCUUGGGUCUCAACAGCUCAGGAGAAGAUGAACUCAAUCACUGGACUGAAAUGAAAGAAUCUAAAGGACAGCAAGUAUGUAGAUGGCAUACUUUACUAGAAUCGUAAUGGACUAGAAUGGUAAAGUGAUGGUUUUAAGGGUGUUUGGUCUUCAAGAAGAUGAUCGUCCCCAGUCACAAUCAGCAGAUUUCUGGCGGAAGUAAAAAAUGAAAACUGAAGUCAACAUUCCAUCGUAAAGGAUGCACAACAUGCAACAUGGUGGGAUUUAAUGUAUAACCUUGACUUGUUAGUGUCAGGCACUUCUUGGUGUCAGAGAAGCCUUGCUGUACACAGAUAUGUUAGUGGUCCCUCUCCCAUCCACCUGAUGCUGUAUUUGUUUGGGUUUGUUUUGUGGUUUUCAAUUCAGAAACAUUUUAUAUAAGGUUCUCCAAAUUAAUGUAAACUCCUUCUUGUCUACUUUUUGUAUUGCUCUAAUACUGUAGCUUCUGACCUGCCUGCAUUCAGAUUAAAGGUCAAUAGCUUGCACUUCAAGAAAAUGUUAGUGAUCUAUGGAGCAAAAGAAAA